AUGUCCACUACCUCUUCUCCGUCUUCCGCCGGCAACAACGGCGACGACAGCGCUUCGUCGCCAACCACGUCGGCCAUCGUGGCGCAGGUCGUGUCCGGGUCGCACGUCGUCAAGAUCGACGGGUACUCCCGCACCAGGGGCCACGGCAACGGCAGAUUCAUAAGGUCCGAAACGUUCCAUGUCGGAGGGCAUCGCUGGGGCAUGCACUACUACCCCGACGGCGACAGCCCGUAUAACGCCGAUUGGAUAUCCAUGUAUCUGUUUCUCGAUCACACCGAUGGCAACGAGGUCAAGGCACAGUUCAACAUCAGCUUGAUCGCCGAUCAGCAGCACGGGGAAUCAUACGGAAAAACAACCAGCCGGUUCUACGCCUUCACGGUCACGCGACCAUGGGGCUUCGGCAGAUUCAUCACAGCAAAGGACCUGGAGGAAUCCGUUUACCUGAAGGACGACGUGUUCACAGUCAGGUGCGACCUAACGGUGACAAAGGAGAUCGUCGCGGAGAUCACCACGCCUCCGGCGGUCGUGGUGCCGCCGUCGGACAUGCACCACCAUCUCGCCUGGCUCCUCUCGUCCGGCGAGGGCUCCGACGUCGCCUUCGAGGUCGGCGACGAGACGUUCCCCGCGCACAGGUACAUCCUCGCCGCUCGGUCCGCCGUCUUCAGAGCCGAGCUCCUCGGUCCGAUGAAGGAGAACGCCGCCGCUCGCGUGCGGAUCGAUGACAUGGAUCCCAAAGCGUUCGGAGCUAUGCUGCACUUCGUAUACACCGACUCGUUGGCCGAGGGUAGCACGGUAGCCAUGGCUCAGCACUUGCUCGUGGCGGCGGACAGGUACGACAUGAAGAGGCUCAAGUUGAUCUGCGAGGAGAAGCUGUGCAACAACCUCUGCAGAAGCACGGUGGCUAAUACGUUAGCGCUGGCCGAGCAGCACGGUUGCGGUGCGCUCAAGAAGGCAUGCUUCAAGUUUCUCACCUCUCCGGGAAAUUUUAAAGCAGUUAGGGCGUGCCAGGGAUUUCAGCACCUCAAGAGGAGUUGCCCCUCCGUUCUGGAGGAGUUGAUCGCCAUUCUUGCUCCGUGA
This is a messenger RNA of Lolium rigidum, 1077 nucleotides long. RefSeq names its product BTB/POZ and MATH domain-containing protein 2-like. The transcript has a single exon. NCBI's taxonomy places the organism in Eukaryota, Viridiplantae, Streptophyta, Magnoliopsida, Poales, Poaceae. Bases 1 to 1077 code for a protein of 358 amino acids. Gene Ontology annotation, biological process: protein ubiquitination. The record is from RefSeq and is a predicted model, not a curated record. Gene Ontology annotation, molecular function: protein binding.